Triticum turgidum subsp. durum (durum wheat) is the source of this 582-nucleotide messenger RNA. Lineage: Eukaryota; Viridiplantae; Streptophyta; Magnoliopsida; Poales; Poaceae. The record is from the annotation of a GenBank genome assembly.
AUGUCCUCGACGCACCUGGUGGCACUUUGCCAGGCCGUCGACCUUCGCCACCUGGAGCAAAACAUCAAAAUCUUUGUCAACACAUGUGUGGUGCAGGCUGCUAAGAAAGUGGUCGACGCCACCAGUAUUCAGAAGAAGCUCGCAGCCGCCGUCGACCGCGUGGACGUUUUCAAGCACGCCGACAACCCAUGCAGCGCCAACUACCCCGUGAUGCACAAGCUGCGCAGUGUGCUCCUUGAGCACGCUCUUGAUAGCAAGAGCACCGACGACGAGGUGUUGUCCACAAUCAGUAAGCUGGAGGAGGAGCUAGUGAUAGCGUUGCCAUGGGAGGUCGAAGCGGCACGUGUGGCCAUGGAGAUGGGCAGUGCACCCAUAUCAAACAUGAUCAAGGGGAGAAUGUCAUUCCCACUCUAUCAGUUUGCUCGUGAGGAACUUGGAUGCGUGUUUCUGACCGGGGAGAAGCUUCUCGCACCUGACGAAGAGUGUGACAAGGUGUUCGUGGAGGUCAGCCAAGGCAAGCUCAUCGACCCCAUGCUUAAGUGCCUGAAAGAGUGGAACGGUGAGCCUAUGCCCAUCAACUGA